AAUGAAUAACACAUAACCGCAGACUUCAGAAAUCGCAUAAAUUCGCCAGUAACGUAAUCAAAAUAAUCCUCGAAUAAAAGAUCUAAAUUAAUCGGAGUGAAAAUGUCGGGGGUCCAACCGCACCGUACGGUAACGCCGUUGCUCGAUGCGUUUCGCACUAUAUUGCGCGGUACCAAGCUCAGGUCCAACCCGUUGCGCUUCGCGGACGAGUGUGCAUCUCGUACGCAACCCCAGCCCGACUUACCUGGAGGCCCGUACGACAAGACCACGGGAAUAUAUUACUAUCAGAGGGAUGGACGCCGAGAGGUGCAGCCACCACUAGUCAUCGCCAGCGGUGGAAAAGUAUUGCUGUCUCCUCCGCCUGAAAAACCCAAGCAAAUUACUCCAGGCAGAGUGUACAAUCCAGAGUGAAAUUGUCAUUUAAAAUUUGUACUGUUUCACUCGAAAUUAAUUUGAUCAAAUCUAAGUUUUAGAUGUUAUUGAAUCAAACCGAUUAUAAAAUAAAUUUGUAAAUGUUGUUAAUAGCAAUAAAAAUUAGUUUAAACUAAA
Trichogramma pretiosum is the source of this 549-nucleotide messenger RNA. Its product is annotated as NADH dehydrogenase [ubiquinone] 1 alpha subcomplex subunit 7-like. Bases 103 to 411 code for a protein of 102 amino acids. Gene Ontology annotation, biological process: ATP synthesis coupled electron transport; mitochondrial electron transport, NADH to ubiquinone. Gene Ontology annotation, cellular component: mitochondrial inner membrane. NCBI's taxonomy places the organism in Eukaryota, Metazoa, Arthropoda, Insecta, Hymenoptera, Trichogrammatidae. The record is from RefSeq and is a predicted model, not a curated record. The transcript has a single exon.